This is a messenger RNA of Budorcas taxicolor (takin), 876 nucleotides long. It is a transcript of the gene C11H6orf15, whose product is annotated as chromosome 11 C6orf15 homolog. Gene Ontology annotation, biological process: extracellular matrix organization. The transcript has 2 exons. Gene Ontology annotation, cellular component: extracellular matrix. The coding region runs from base 1 to 876 and encodes 291 amino acids. The record is from RefSeq and is a predicted model, not a curated record. Lineage: Eukaryota; Metazoa; Chordata; Mammalia; Artiodactyla; Bovidae.
AUGCAGAGCAAGAUGCAGGGCCGCGUGGUGGGGAAGCGGGCUCCUCUGGGGCUGCUCCUGGUCUGUCUUCAUCUCCCAGGCCUCCUUGCCCGGAGUAUCGGUGUGAUGGAGGAGAAAGUUCCUCGAGACUUGGGGAUCAGCUUGCCUCUGCUGGGACCACCUCCCUUGACCGGCCCCUCCAACACCGAGCAUCCUCAGCCCAAACCAGCCCCUGGGCCUAAUGAUUUGUCCAGGGCUGCUGUGAAGCCCAAUCCUUCUCCAUCACAUGGCUCUCAACCUGUAGGAGGUCCUGGGGUGCAGCUCUCCAUGGACUCCUGGCCCUCGGAAGACCCCUGGCCGAUGCUGGCAGCUGCGGUCAAGGACCACGCUGGGGAAGUGCUGCCCGGAGAACUGUCUUACCUUUCUAGGGUGGCUGCCCUCCCCGUGGGCAGCAGGCCUUGGCCUGCAGGGCCCUCUGCACAGCCCGGAGACCCCUCACCCGAGUCCUCACCCUUCCACCAGGACUCUGAGUCUAGACGGCCACUCCGUCCUAACGUGCUGGGCUCCCCAGGAGACAUCCUUGCCCGAUCCCCACUGUGGGCUCUCAUCAACAGAAUACGACGGCCGCUUCUGCCUGGUCACCCCUGGGGGACCCUGAAUCCCAGUGCGUCCUGGGGAGGUGGAGGCCCUGGCACCGGAUGGGGAACAAGGCCCAUGCCAUACCCUGUGGGAAUCUGGGCUAACACCCAUCAAUACCCAAGUAUCAGCUGGGGGAAUAUUCCUCUAUACCCAGGUAUUAAUCAGUUUCCUCCCCGAGUUCUCCGUCCUCCUGGCUCCUCUUGGAGCAUCCCAGCUGGCUUCCCCAAUCCUCAAAACCCUGGGUCACAGUGGAGUUAG